AUGAUCAUUCUCCGUUACGAUAUUUGGCGUCAUCGAAGUACUUUCGCUGAUGCCACCAAAGCAAUAUCAUCGUCUCAGGACUCGACAAUCAGUCCUACUGAGCAUGGUCAGCAGAUCUCGCUUUCGAAUCUUCCGAGCCAGCAGCAACAACAAAUGCGACAUCACCAGCAUAGUCAACUUUAUCACUUGACCCAGCAACAGCAGAAUCAGCCAACUCAGCAGCCGCAGCAGUCACACCAAAACCACCUUCAACAACAAGAGGAUGAGCAAAGUUCCCUUCAACCUCACCUUGGAGGCCAUCAAAUGCAACGCCAGAAUAAUCACAAUCAGCAGCAGAAGCAGCAAGACCAUAUGGCUUACCACGAACAGCAGAUGUCUAUCUUUCCUGGUGGUCAAAUUCCAUGCAAUCAGGUAGCUUAUGAAAACAGAGUUAGUUCCAAGUACUGGGUUUCCGCUCCUAAAACGUAUUACUUAGGUUUUGCAAUAGAGAUUGUGUUAUGCCCUGUAUACUACAGAAUGGUUACGAAUAAUUAA
Protopolystoma xenopodis is the source of this 534-nucleotide messenger RNA. The record is from the annotation of a GenBank genome assembly. NCBI's taxonomy places the organism in Eukaryota, Metazoa, Platyhelminthes, Monogenea, Polystomatidea, Polystomatidae.